CAGCCACACAACCCCGCCUGCCGAUGUCACAGUUUGAAAUGAGGUGGGGAUGUCAUAUGGAGCUGCUGAGACAGACAGUGACAAUGAGAAGUUUAUUUCAUUUGAUAGCUGCUUUGAGCGUGUAUUCGAGCUGAAAUGGAGGACGCAGAGGUCCGACAGCAGAAGCUGGACAAUCAGCGUUCGCUUUUAAUCAAGAAACAACAAAGAAGAAGAGCAGAUGCCCGGAUGGUCACAGCGAAUCAUGACAUUCGUCCCAAGACACGUAAACAGAAAGCUGAGGCUGAUGAUACAGCUUUAUUGAUAAGCCAAUCUCAGAGCAACACUUCCCUCAAUGACACACAAUCUGAGCAGAUUUAUGAAAACACAGUGGAAGAAAUUUGUUUAGGAGAACUGAACAUUUCAUCCAGGGCAGAAGAGAUAUCGGAAGAGGCAGCUCUUUCUGUUCCAGUCAUCACUAAGAAAAUUGAUCUAGAGAUCAGCCCGCAGCUCAGCGAUAAAUGCACUUUAGACACAGAGGGCCAAGCAGAUGGAAAGAAAACUAAGAAGAAGGCUGUGAAGAAGGGGCAAACCAAAUUACUUGAACCAAAACUUGCAUUAGAGGCUGAGGAAAAUGAAGGGAAAGAGAAAAAAACAGUGAAGAAGAAGGAUAAGACAAAUGAAUCUAAGGAGAAAGCGCAGACGGGGGAACAGUCUUCAAUUCAGACUGAUUCAGUGGUGGAAUUCAAUGUUAAUGAAGAGAAAAAACCUGAAUCAGAGAGUGAGGAUGAAAGAAAAGACUGGACAAAGAGCCCCAUCCCUCCCACACCAAAGAAACAACAACAGCUGAAGCCAAUGAGAUGUCAUCUCAGUGAUAGUGAGGAAGAAAAACAGGAUGAAGAAGAGGAGGACAAGAAGAGCAAAGCUAGAAAAACCUCAAAGAAGUCUAAAAAUGGAGCAAAAAAUAACGAUAUUGCUUCUUUAAACUCCAACUAUAAGGAGCCUUCUUCUGACAGUGACUCUCUGGACAUGGGAAAGUCCUCUCCUAUGUCUUUGGAGGAUCUAGAACAGUUUGCCAUGCGUCCUGCUCCAAGAGAUGUUACUAUUCAGUGCAGGAUCACCAGAGACAGGAGGGGAGUGGAAAAAGGGAUGUAUCCCACAUAUUACCUCCACAUGGAAAAGGAGGAUGGGAAAAGGGUCUUUCUGAUGGCUGGCAGGAAAAGAAAGAAGUGCAAAACUUCAAAUUAUUUGAUAUCAAUCGAUCCUACAGAUUUAUCCAGAGACACUGACAGCUACAUAGGCAAACUCAGGUCAAAUGUCUUGGGGACUAAAUUCACUGUGUAUGAUAAUGGCGAGAAUCCAGAAAGGAAACAAUUCAUCAAAGAAACAGAUGCACUGCGACAAGAGCUAGCAGCAAUAUAUUAUGAGAAAAAUGUUCUGGGUUUCAAAGGUCCCAGGAAAAUGACAGUAAUAAUUCCUGGUAUGCACGAGAAUGAUGAAAGAGUCGUUAUUCGACCAAAAAGUGAGCUGGAGUCUCUGCUCACCCGAUAUGAGAAUGGUAACAAAGAGAAUCUUGUCACCCUUGUAAAUAAAUCACCCAGCUGGAAUGAGCAAACUCAGUCGUAUGUGCUCAAUUUCCAUGGCCGAGUUACUCAGGCAUCUGUGAAAAACUUUCAGAUUGUCCAUCCAGAUAAUGUGGACUACAUCGUGAUGCAGUUUGGCCGGGUAGCAGAAGAUGUGUUUUCCAUGGACUACAGCUUUCCCAUGUGUGCUCUACAAGCAUUUGGCAUCACUCUGUCCUCAUUUGAUGGCAAACUGGCCUGUGAAUGAGUUUCAUUCAUGUGGGGCCUGUACCAUGAUGGUAGUUGAACAAACUCAGGGUUAUAGGAUUAGUUUCGAGUUGACAAAACCAAACCACUCCAAUCCAGCUUUGUUGGUACCAUGAUGCUGAUCAUCAACUUUCUCUGUCAACUCAGGCUUUGAUCCUGAGUUUGUGGAGCGCGUGCACAUGAAUGAGUGACAUCAGUGGUGAACAGCCAAUCACAGGCCUUGCAACAGAGAGAAACUCUGAUUCACUUCUCGCGAGAGAGCCAGCGUGAUUCAAAACUCUUGCUGAAGGUUAAGAGAUUAAAGAAAAUUAAGAAUUUAGACGCAUUUACACUAAAAAAAAAUACUUGUCCAUGAAAGAGGACAGAUAAACGAAAUUAUCUUGCUCUAUCAGUGAAACUUGUGAAGUUAUAGUUGCUUGUUAAUAUAUAGCAAUAGAGACUCAUACAUGUAAGGUCACGUUGUCAUUUUUAAAGAGUUAUCUAUUGAUUCUACAGCUUAUAUGAUCUAUAUAUAUUAAUAGUCAUUUAAACUAAAUGCUUAAUAAUAACUAAAAUUGCUUGUGUGAAAUGGAUUAAUAAUAAUAUAGAUCAUAUUCUAAUUAUAUAAAUCAUAAAAUAAUUCUAAUUAUCAUUAAAGACAGACAAUUUUAUCUUUAAAUAUUUGUUUUUACUAUAUAGUGACCUUUAAUUUGGAGAAAGUGAAACUGGGGGCGUGACUUUACUGCGCUGGAUGUGUCAGUGUCACUUUUCUCACAUCUGAUUGGUCCAAUUUCAGUUUGAGAUCUCUAAUCCAGAACAUAACCUGCCCCGGAGCAGGUUAGCCGUGGAGCGUCAGUUACCAUGGCGAUGAACACCGCUAAAAGCCAAGUCAUUUUCAUGGUACCUAAAACCCAGGAUUGGAGCAAACUAAUCUGAAACUUACCUGGCUAGCCAGCUAAUCUGGCUUCAUGGUACAGGCCCCUGUAUUUUCUGUUCGUUUAAAAAGGGAAACUUUGGAGUACUUUAUGAUAUUAAAUGUUCUUGCAGUCGGAAAUGAAAGUACAAUGUAUACAGUAGAUAAUGUAUCUGCUUUAGUAACUAUUUGUGAAUCUACAAUUAGUAACUUGAAAUGUAUUAAGUUUGUUCAUAUUUGUUUCAUAUUUAAAUUCUACAUUUAAAAAUAUUUUCCAAGACUGUUUAAGCGAAUCAUUUUCUUUUUAUUUCCUUUUUGUUUGUUUUCUUUGUUUACAUGAAAAAUAAAGCUUGACAUUCCUUGUUAAAUAAGGCUGAAUUAUUAAUUUUAUUCAGUUACUCUUCAUAAGGUUACAUCGACUUCUUUUGUUCAUCUUACAGCUCUACAUUAUUCUUUUACUUUUAUG
This is a messenger RNA of Megalobrama amblycephala (Wuchang bream), 3163 nucleotides long. Its product is annotated as tubby protein homolog. Gene Ontology annotation, biological process: protein localization to cilium. Bases 136 to 1806 code for a protein of 556 amino acids. The transcript has 14 exons. NCBI's taxonomy places the organism in Eukaryota, Metazoa, Chordata, Actinopteri, Cypriniformes, Xenocyprididae. The record is from RefSeq and is a predicted model, not a curated record. Gene Ontology annotation, cellular component: cilium.